This is a messenger RNA of Paecilomyces variotii, 793 nucleotides long. RefSeq lists its product as hypothetical. Lineage: Eukaryota; Fungi; Ascomycota; Eurotiomycetes; Eurotiales; Thermoascaceae. The coding region runs from base 61 to 447 and encodes 128 amino acids. The transcript has 3 exons. The record is from RefSeq and is a predicted model, not a curated record.
CUAGUCGUCUAGUCGACUUCCGUCAUUUCCUAUACAUGGGAGCGGGCAUGUGGCAGUACUAUGAUGUGUAUGCUGUUAGAUCCAGCUAGGACCAGACCUCUGAGGAGUUCUCCUUUUUGGUCUAGUCGUCUAGUCGACUUCCGCUAUUUCCUAUACAUGGGAGCGGGCAUGCGGCAGGACUAUGAUGUGUAUGCCAAAAUCAAUGGCUUAUUGCCAUCAGUCAUCUGUUUUGAGGUUGAUCCAAACAGCGAGGCAAUAGCCCUGAUCAAUAAGCAUGCGACUAUAUUUGCGGACAAAAGCAAAAUGGUUCCUGCUACUUUCCACGAUUCUUUUCAGAAGUUUAUUGAAACUUUCAAAGAGGAGAAUUACCCGCAAAAUUACCUUUCGACAAAUGGGCCUCUCGCCCAUUGUCAUAAUGACUUCCUGUAUAACUGCCAUGGCUUGUAGACAGGUGUGAUAUGGAUGUAUAUACAGCAUUCAAUAACCUUGCUCUACAGUGGUAUUUGGAGAUAGUCCUGGUAUUGCCUGGUGCUGACUGCUUCCCCCAAUAGCGCUCUCUGCUAGCAGUAUUUGCUACCUACCACCUGAUAUUCUUUUGCUUCACACUUGUAUUAUUAUUUGUGUGCCUUUCUGGUUUAUUUGUAUUUUGUAUUAUUAAUUCCUUGCUCAAAAGGUGCUUGGUCCUAUAAGCGAGCCAGUCACCUCACACAUUCUGGCUAUGGUCCAAUACAAGCAAUAAUUCUGUUAGGCCUGCAGUUAAAAACACACAGGUUCGGCUAGUCAGGGAAAGGCC